AGGAAGGAGGCGGUGGGGCCGGGGCGGGGAGCGGGGCCGGCGGCGGGGCCGGAGCGAGCGGCGACCGGCGGAGCCGCUGGAAACCGGGAUAAGGAGUGAAGGGAGUCGAGCUGGAUGCCUUCAGCGAAGGGAAGUUGACGCGCCAGCCUAAGAAUAGCUCAGGGAGGGGAAGUAUGGACAAUAUUGUCCCCAAAGCGGCUGAUGAAAUUGCAGCCAGGAGCAGAGGCGUCUCUGGACCUUCCCGUGAGCUGAAACUUUGACUCCUGAAAGGCUCCUGCAAGAGGCUGCGCCAGCCAGAAGAGGGGAAGGACGAGCAGGCGGCUGUUGAAGCCUGUCGUGGAGCGUUGGAAAUCGGCGGGGCGAGGGAAAGGCGCUGUAUGUGGAGUUCUUGGGCAAAAUGCUUUCUCUGAAGAAAUACUUCACCGAAGGCCUCAUCCAGUUCACCAUUCUGCUCAGCCUCAUUGGCGUUCGUGUGGACGUGGAUACCUACCUGAACUCGCAGCUCCCUCCUCUCCGGGAGAUCAUCCUCGGCCAGAGCUCCGCUUACACCCAGACCCAGUUUCACAACCUGCGGAACACCUUGGACGGCUAUGGCAUCCACCCAAAAAGUGUAGACCUGGACUAUUACUUCACCGCUCGCCGGCUGCUCAACCAGGUGAGGGCCCUGGACCGGUUUCAGGUCCCCACCACUGAGGUCAACGCCUGGUUGGUGCACAGAGACCCCGAGGGAUCCGUGUCCGGGAGCCAGCCCAGCGCCGGCAUUGCCCUAGAGAACAGCAGCGGCUUGCAGGAUGGGAGCAAUCCUGACAACGGGGUGAGGGAGAGUGGAGCUGAGCAGGGAUUUGGGGAAGAACUGGAAGAUUUGGGAGCCGUGGCUGCGCCGGUGAACGGGGACCUGACCAAAGAGGACAUCGAUUUGAUUGACAUCCUGUGGAGACAGGAUAUUGAUCUCGGCGCUGGGCGAGAGAUUUUUGACUACAGCCACCGUCAGAAAGAGAGCGAAGUGGACAAAGAGCUGAGCGAUGGGAGGGAGCGUGGGGACAGCUGGAGGAGCGGAGGGAAUGACAUCUUGGAUAGGACCCUACUAGUUGAUGGAGAGACCGGGGAGAGUUUCCCUGCGCAGGUGCCCGGUGCGGAGGAUCAGACAGCCCUGUCCCUGGAGGAGUGCCUUAGGCUGCUGGAGGCCACCUUCCCGUUCGGGGAGAAUUCGGAGUUUCCAGCUGCGGAUGUCUCCACCCUGAGCGAAGCCGUGCCCGACGAGAGCAGAUCCGCGGGCAUCCAGACCAGCCUGCUGUCUCCGCUUCUUGCCGAGACCGAGUCGCCCUUCGAUCUGGAGCAGCAGUGGCAGGACCUCAUGUCCAUCAUGGAAAUGCAGGCAAUGGAAGUCAACAGCACGACGGCAGAGACGCUGUACAAUGGCACGAGCGGAGACCUCCUGACCGCUAACUACAGCCUGGCCCCCAACACCCCCAUCAACCAGAACGUCAGCCUGCAUCAGGCCUCGCUGGGCAGCUGCACGCAGGACUUCUCCCUCUUCAGCUCCGACAUCGAAAGCCCCUCCAUGGCCGGCAGCUCGGCCCUGCUCCAGCUGGCACCGGACAACUCCACCGGCCUCAACACCACCUUCGGCUCCACCAACCUGAGCGGCAUCUUCUUCCCUCCGCAGCUGAACAGCACGGUCAACGAGACGGCCAGCCCCGAGCUGCCCGACCCGCUGGGUGGUCUCCUAGAUGAGGCCAUGCUCGAUGAGAUCAGUUUGAUGGACUUGGCGAUCGAAGAAGGCUUCAACCCGGUGCAGGCCUCGCAGCUGGAAGAGGAGUUUGAUUCCGACUCAGGUCUUUCUCUGGAUUCUGGCCACAGUCCUGCUUCUCUGAGCAGCUCGGAAGCCUCCUCUUCUUCAUCCUCUUCCUCCUCUUCUUCCUCAUCCUCUUCCUCCUCCUCGUUUUCUGAAGAAGGAGCUGUCGGCUACAGCUCUGACUCCGAAAACGUGGACUUUGAAGAAGCAGAAGGGGCGGUUGGAUACCAGCCAGAGUACAGCAAGUUCUGCCGCAUGAGCUACCAGGACCCCUCGCAGCUCCAUUAUUUGCCUUACCUGGAGCACGUUGGCCACAACCACACCUAUAACAUGGCUCCGGGAAACCUGGAUCCUGAGGAGCCAAAACUGCCCAGCGCCGGGAAGAAGAGCAGCAAGGAGAAACCGUCCGAGUUCCUGGACAAGCAAAUGAGCAGGGAUGAGCAUCGAGCCAGAGCCAUGAAGAUCCCGUUCACCAACGACAAGAUCAUCAACCUGCCGGUGGAGGAGUUCAACGAGCUCCUCUCCAAGUACCAGCUCAGUGAGGCACAGCUGAGCCUGAUCCGCGACAUCCGGAGGCGAGGGAAGAACAAGAUGGCUGCCCAGAACUGCCGCAAGAGGAAGCUGGACACGAUCCUCAACUUGGAACGCGACGUCGAGGACUUGCAACGCGACAAGUCCAAACUGCUCAGGGAGAAGGUAGAAUUCCUCAAAUCCAUCCGCCAGAUGAAGCAAAAGGUGCAGAACCUCUACCAAGAAGUGUUCGGGCGGCUGCGGGACGAGAACGGGCAGCCCUACUCGCCCAGCCAGUACGCGCUGCAGUACGCCAGCGACGGCAGCGUCAUCUUGAUACCUCGCGCCGUGGCCGACCAGCAGGCGCGGCGGCAGGAGCGGAAACAGAAGGACCGGAGGAAGUGAGGCUCCCAACGAGGCUGGAGGAGUGGGACACUCGCUCAAGUGAGAACUGGAGAAGGGCUGAGCCUGGAAGUUGAACUUAGAGGAACUUUCAUGCCUUCUUAUCCGAUAAUAUCUUCUCAAACAACCGGGACUGCUGCCGGUCAGCGCGCGGGAGGGACUGCGGGACCUGCAGGCUGAGGGACGGGGACGAGCGGCCCCCGCGCUGCCCAGCCCGGCGCCUUCCACAACCUGGAAUCCUUUGAGCGCAGGAAAGGAGCUGGCAUCACAGGUGGGAGAUUGGCAGAGGUGGAAAAACUACUGUUAGGAACUGGCUUUAAAUAAGAGAAGAGAUUUAAGCAAACGAACUUAAAACGAGUUCUAGGAGAGACGUUUUCUGAACUUCCAAAGUUCCGUGAUUUCAGGUAGUUGGGUUUUUUUUUUUCCCCCUCUUUUAUUUUUCCUCCUUUUCCUGAACCAGUUUUGACAUCGGUGUGUGUGAUCCAACCUGACUCGAAUCCAGAUUAACCACCAUCCCUUCCUAGAUCAGACCAGUGCACACAUGGAAACACAAGUGGUGUGACUUCCAUUAACCCCUUCCGGUCCAAGGAAGCUCCGCAGGGGGGGCUGUCGGGAGAACCCUCGCUGCCCGCGCCGAGGAGCCGUGGCGUCACGUCGGGGGGUGUGUAGAGCUUUAGGAUUUUGGGGAAGGGGGCU
Molecule: messenger RNA, 3403 nt
Organism: Cuculus canorus (common cuckoo)
Lineage: Eukaryota; Metazoa; Chordata; Aves; Cuculiformes; Cuculidae
Gene: NFE2L1
Product: NFE2 like bZIP transcription factor 1
Exons: 8
Coding region: 398-2710 (770 amino acids)
Biological process (GO): regulation of transcription by RNA polymerase II
Cellular component (GO): nucleus
Molecular function (GO): RNA polymerase II cis-regulatory region sequence-specific DNA binding; DNA-binding transcription factor activity, RNA polymerase II-specific
Source: RefSeq, a predicted model, not a curated record